Hirundo rustica (Barn swallow) is the source of this 3332-nucleotide messenger RNA. It is a transcript of the gene SYT10, whose product is annotated as synaptotagmin 10. NCBI's taxonomy places the organism in Eukaryota, Metazoa, Chordata, Aves, Passeriformes, Hirundinidae. Gene Ontology annotation, biological process: cellular response to calcium ion; calcium-ion regulated exocytosis; regulation of dopamine secretion. Bases 67 to 1635 code for a protein of 522 amino acids. The record is from RefSeq and is a predicted model, not a curated record. Gene Ontology annotation, molecular function: clathrin binding; calcium ion binding; phosphatidylserine binding. The transcript has 7 exons. Gene Ontology annotation, cellular component: membrane.
AGCGCGGGUCGGGCGCGGAGCCGUCCCGGGCCGGCCAUGGCCUAGCGGCGGCGGCCGGGGCACAAGAUGAGUUUUCCGGCGGAGGACGGCGUGGGCAGCCUCUGCCACAAGGCGCUGCAGAUCAUCUCGGAGCUGUGCCUGGGCGGGCAGGUGGAGCGGGAGAAGUGCGCAGGCAUCUUCCCGCUGGAGAGCGCCCGGCAGGGCAUCGGCGGCACAGACGUCUCAGUCAGUCUCUUGGCAGUCAUUGUCAGCUUCUGUGGGCUCGCCUUGCUGGUGGUCUCACUUUUUGUCUUUUGGAAGCUGUGUUGGCCCUGCUGGAGGAGCAAACCUCUCACCUCCAAUGCCAGUAAUGUCCCGCAGAGCAAUUCCAGCGCUCCUACGGAGGUUUUGGAGAACAGCGAGAAAAAGGAAGUUAAAGAAAAUGGGAAAGCCACGACCAAGGUACUUGAAGCUGCGCUGAAAAUCAGCCACACUUCACCUGAUAUACCAGCAGAGGUCCAGAACGCGCUGAAGGAGCACCUGAUCAGACAUGCUCGGAUGCAGAGGCAGAUCACCGAGCCCACAUCCUCGUCAAGGCACAAUUCUUUCAGGAGGCACUUGCCAAGGCAGAUGCAAGUGUCCAGCGUUGAUUUUAACAUGGGGACAGACCCGGUCUUGCAAAGGGGAGAGACCACAACCAGCAUUGGGAGAAUAAAACCAGAACUCUACAAACAGAAGUCUGUGGAUUCCGAUGGGCAACAAGAAGACGUGAAAACAUGUGGAAAACUUAACUUCACUCUCCGGUAUGAUUAUGAGAAUGAACUUCUGGCUGUCACAAUUGUCAAAGCCUUAGAUCUGCCUGCUAAAGACUUCACAGGAACAUCCGACCCCUACGUUAAGAUUUAUCUGCUUCCAGAUAGGAAAAAGAAGUUUCAGACACGAGUUCACAGAAAGACAUUAAAUCCAGUCUUUGAUGAAACCUUUCAGUUUCCUGUAGCCUAUGAUCAACUCAGCAACAGGAAAUUGCAUUUCAGUGUUUAUGAUUUUGACAGAUUUUCUAGACAUGACAUGAUUGGGGAAGUUAUUCUUGAUAACCUUUUUGAAGUCUCAGAUCUCUCCAGGGAAGCCAAUGUAUGGAAAGACAUCCACUGUGCCACCACAGAAAGCAUAGAUUUGGGUGAGAUCAUGUUUUCCCUUUGUUAUUUGCCUACUGCUGGGAGAAUGACUUUGACAGUCAUCAAAUGUCGGAAUCUCAAAGCAAUGGAUAUAACUGGUGCAUCAGAUCCAUACGUCAAAGUGUCGCUGAUGUGUGAGGGACGGAGACUGAAAAAGAGGAAAACAACCACAAAGAAGAACACUCUAAAUCCCGUUUAUAAUGAGGCUAUCAUCUUUGAUAUCCCUCCAGAGAAUGUGGACCAGGUCAGCCUCUCCAUUGCAGUGAUGGAUUAUGACAGAGUAGGGCACAAUGAGGUCAUUGGAGUAUGCCGGACAGGAAUUGAUGCCGAAGGCCUUGGAAGAGACCAUUGGAAUGAAAUGCUGGCUUACCCACGUAAACCAAUUACUCACUGGCACCCUCUACUAGAGCUACCUGGCCGAGCAACCAGUUUUGAUAGCCAGGGAUCCUGUUCCUCACCCAAACCACCGCUUACGCCCUAGGGAGCAAGCAUGGAUUCCUCAUGGUCAGUGUCCAAAGCUCCCUUGUAGCUCCCAUCUACAUAAACAGAAGGUUUGGCUUCCGCAGAUGAACUGUAUCCAUAUUUUUUAAUCAAAGUACAUCUUUCCUAUUCGAAGUCUUAUAUGACCAUUUAUAAUAAUUUGUUAAUGUGUGAAUGAAGUUGACUCGAGUCAAAUAUGACCCUUUCUUGUGCAAAUUCAUUCACCUGUUUUAUCUCUGGCAUACAUCCAGUGUCAUAUUCAAGCAGUGUUUUGAUGGGGCCUGUAUCAUUUCAUAGGCAAGGAAAUUAGAAAAAAAUAUCCCUUAAGCAAUUCAAAACUACUGCAGCUUUUAACACCUAAUUCUUUUGAGGGAGAGCAAAGAGUCAUAUACAGCUCAUGUAGUAAAUUCCUUCUAAAUUGCACUAAAUCCUCUACGACUUUGCAAAAUCACACCUCAAACUGAACGUUGCAUAAAAAAUAACCUGUUGUCAUAUUUUGAGUGUCUGGAAAAUCAGUUCAUUCCUUGGGCAGGGAGGAAGGGCUGAUUUAAAGCCCACCGGAGCCAAUGAGGAGGAUCUACUGACUUCAAUGGGUUUUAGUCGAGCCCUUAUGAAACAGGUAUGAGAACUGGAUCUAUGCAGUUAUAACCUUCCAGCACUCAUAAUGACAGCUGCAUCCCUACACAAGUCAAACUGCAGAGGAGAGAAUUCUCAGAAGGAAUUGAUUUAAUGUGAUUUAUCUCUUCACAAAAUUGACCAAAUAUUGCAGUUACCUACAAUAUUUUUGUGAUUCUUGAUUUAAUGUGACAGACUUAGAUUUUUUGAAGAUAUUUUGACUGAGUGCUCAGCACACAUGGAAUUUAGUUUCUGGUUGCUGGCUGGAUGCCUCUAGACAUAGAUGCUAAAUAUGAAUUUGAGAUGUGUUUUCUGUCAGUCUAUGGUGAGAGAAAUUGAAAUGUGACUAUUUUACAAGCAAGUAAAGUAAUUUAUUAGAAUACACAGUGACAGCAAAUGCAAAAAUCUAUUGACUGUAGUCAGGUAUUUUAAAAACCAGAAGAAAACUACAUAUUUUGUGGAUUUAUCUCUAAACACUGCAGUUUACCUCAAUUAGAUAAAUCAGAUAGUUACUUUCUUUUUUCCUUUUUUCCUUCUUUCUGUAGCACAAACGGCCUGAUUGGGUCUGAGGUUUUGAAAGCUGGACUGUAAUUAGAAAAAAGUUGGGUGGUGUCACUUUUGGUAUCUUUGAAUAUAUAUAAAGAAAAUUGAGGAGGCAGUGUUUUCCAAAACAGCAGUUUUACAGACGUGUCAUGAAGGAGAAAAACGCCAAAGGAAGAUUGAUUUAUGAUAAUGAAAGAAAUUUUGAGAAUUAGUCUGGAUAUGAAGGGGAGAGGUUGUUUUAUCAAACUUCUGAAGAACCAUUUUGAGUUGGUUUAGCCUGGCUGACACAGAAUAUGUUCCUGAAGAUCCAGUCCCUCCAUGCCACUGACUAAUCUCUAAGACAGACAAAAAUACCUUGACGUGUCUUAAUUACUCCAGAAAAGCUAGCAGGUGUGGUCUUAACAUUGCAGGUGUAUCUAAAUCAAAAAAAAGGAGGCAGCCUUGCUUCCUUUACAUCUUGCACCUGUGCAUAUGAACACAGCAAGCAAGUAAAUUUAAAAAUUAAUCUCUCAAACAGUCUUUACAAUAAGGGGGGGACAG